AUGUUAUGUCAAGAAGCCGAUUACACACUGGAUGAUUCAUUUUGGAAUGAAGAGAGCCCAGUUGGCGAGGUGGAGCGGCUGCUGCGAGAAUACAGACAGAACCAGGAGUUGGUCCGAAACAUCGGCGCGCACUACUACCAGAUCAUAUACCCCGUUCAGCUGCGCCACCACGAGAAAAUGGGCAUUUCCACGAGAGAAGUCAACACAAUGAAGGGUCGAAUAUACAAUACGGAUCAACAACAGGGCACGAGAUCCCGCGCAAGGAUCUCACCUAGACACGCUUUAGUAUUCCAAGUAGCGGCGCUCUUAGGCCGAACAGAGGAAGCAAUUUCAGCGGAUAGAUACAAGCUUCUUCGAGAACUGCAAAUGGGACAUGCCUGGCUGCGUGCAUGCAUACAAAUCGCUGCACCCGACUGCGCGUCGCAGCUCCGUCGCUUGAUAUCAUCUCACGUCUAUCGGAGCGAGUUAAAAUGCCUCACCGUCGUAACCUGCUCGCGCACACUCGGCGCGAGUGAUUCAAUUAUAUUCUCUUCAUCUCUGCCAAGUCGAAUGAUAAGUCGAAUGGUGUCCCGUAAUGCAGUAGAAGCCGCAGCGCUAGCUGGCACCAGUUCAGGCGCUCUAGAGUGGAGUGCACCAAACCUGCCAACUGAAUUUAUUAGAUUCGCCCAC
Iphiclides podalirius (scarce swallowtail) is the source of this 669-nucleotide messenger RNA. The record is from the annotation of a GenBank genome assembly. Lineage: Eukaryota; Metazoa; Arthropoda; Insecta; Lepidoptera; Papilionidae.